Ascoidea rubescens DSM 1968 is the source of this 1310-nucleotide messenger RNA. It is a transcript of the gene PLP2, whose product is annotated as Plp2p. Gene Ontology annotation, cellular component: cytoplasm. The coding region runs from base 71 to 868 and encodes 265 amino acids. The record is from RefSeq and is a predicted model, not a curated record. Gene Ontology annotation, biological process: protein folding. The transcript has a single exon. NCBI's taxonomy places the organism in Eukaryota, Fungi, Ascomycota, Saccharomycetes, Ascoideales, Ascoideaceae.
CUCCCAUUUAUCUCCCAUUUAUCUCCCAUCUCAUACUCUAACAAAGUAACUCACUGAGAAACACUAAAAAAUGCAAGUUCAAGUCGAUCCAAAUGAAGACACUGAAUGGAAUGAUAUCUUGAGAGAAAAGGGCAUAAUUCCCCAAAGACCAAAGUCUCCCACUGAAGACAUCGAAGAUGCAAUCGACCAAGCAAUAAAACAACAACAUCAAAACAGAUUGGAAAAUAAAACUCUAGACGAACUAGACGAAUUGGAAGAUAUUGAAGAUGACGCCUUCUUAAACUCCUACAAAAUAAAAAGAAUCAAUGAAUUAAACUCCCUACUAGUCUCAUCAAAUUUCGGUCAAGUCUACCACAUCUCAAGACCUGAAUACAAAUCUGAAAUAACUGAAUUGAAAAACGUCUGUGUUUUAGUCCAUUUGUCUCUUUCAUCAAAUUUGCAGUCAAGAAUAUUAUCAAAUUUAUUUGAAAAAAUUGCUCCAAUUUUUGCUGAAUUGAAAUUUGUUGAAAUCCUAGGUAAAAGAGCCAUUGAAAAUUAUCCAGAUUCAAAUUGUCCUACUUUACUAAUAUAUUAUAAUGGCGACGUCUUGAAACAAUACAUAACUUUAUUCGAAUUAGGUGGGAAUUCAACAAAUUUACAAGAUCUAGAAAAAGUAUUGGUCAACUUGAAGCUAGUUAAAGAAAACGAUAAGAGACUAUCAAUAAAUAAUAAUAGUGAUAUUGACGAUGACAACGACGAUGAUGAUAAUGAUGCUUAUAAUAGAAACCAUAAUGGAAAUACAAGACUGGGAAGAACAAAUAUUUCAUCUAAUCGAAAUAUCAGAUCAUCGAAAUACAAUUCAGAUUCAGAUUUUUCGGACUAUGAUUAAUCUUUCAUUUUAUUUAUCAUUUAACUAAGUUUAAUUAUAUAUUCAUUUUAUAUAAAAAAUACAAGACAUUUAAGAAAAAAUUAUUCGAAAAAACAACCUAACAAUGAAUAAAAAUAAAAUAAUUACAGAUAAUUUAGUUUAGUCAUACAGAAUCAUAAAUGCAGAAGGUAAAAGGAAAAAUAUCAAAUAAAAAAAUCUUCAAUUUAUAUUAUUGCUAUUCGUUUCUGGGGAUAAAUUGAAACCAUUAGUAUUGUUUCCAUUGUUAUCUUCUCUUCCAUUCUCGUUAUUUAAGUCAUUGGAACUGCUUCUAGAAGAAACAUUCAUAUUAUGAUUAUCAUCUCUCAUCUGAUUUAAUAUUGUCGGCUGAUAGUGGUUUAAAUGAAUAUGAUUACUAUUUUGUUGAUUUGAGGUCUGCUCAAAUGAACUGAUAUUUUUAAUUUUG